AGUGUAUCUAUCUACCUCCACCACAUCCCCCAGUCACGCCAAUCUCACCCCGUCACAGUCAAUCCAAACUCCACGCGUGGCACUCGCACCUAUACAUCAACUCCUCCGUACAACACCUACGCAAAGCCAAGGCCGGACACACAUCGAUCGUCACCAACACCAAGAGUCGCAUUCUCUUCGCUGAAGUCGACACUCGCGGUGACCAUUGGCGAUGGUCAGGCACUAGGCAUGAGUCGCAUGAUUGCCCCACCUGCCGGUCGCCCUCCACCGAUAUUAUAUUUCAUGGGAUUUGUUUUGUUUGAGUACUGGGCCCACGUAGUAUAGGACGGGGGUGAGGUUGUUUCUUUCACCGUUUGAUUCCUGGAGGCGUUCUAAUCUCAUCUGCGUGACUAAUUCUGAGGGUGUUAAACGCUAAACUCACCAUAGUGCCUCCAUUUAUUUACAUUUUUGAGAUCUUUGAAAAUGUCUGUGCCUAAUGCGGAGCCGUCUCAGAAUGGAGAUAUAAGAUCUAUUGAUACCUCAUGCGCUUUUAGUGCAAUCGAAGAAUGUGAUUUCUCAAGGUUAUUAAACAGGUCAAGGCCUCUGAAUAUGGAGAGACAGAGAUCAUGUGAUGAAAGGUCGCUCCAUGAAUUAUCUAUUGCGUUGUCCCCGCAGCCCCCAUCCAGAACUGCUGAGUACUCUUCCCGAAUGAUUGACCAUAUGGAAUAUUCGUUUUCGCCAGGUAGAAGGUCAGGGUUUAAUACCCCAAGGUCGCAUAUUGCCUGUGAGCCACAUCCAAUGGUUGCUGAAGCUUGGGAAGCUUUGAGACGGUCGUUGGUGCAUUUCCGUGGCCAGCCAGUUGGGACAAUUGCUGCAUUGGAUAAUUCUGAAGAAGAGCUUAACUAUGAUCAGGUGUUUGUGAGAGACUUUGUCCCAAGUGCAUUGGCUUUUCUGAUGAAUGGGGAACCUGAAAUAGUGAAAAAUUUUCUUUUAAAGACUCUUCGUCUUCAGUCAUGGGAGAAAAAGAUUGAUAGAUUCCAGCUAGGAGAAGGAGUAAUGCCUGCUAGUUUCAAAGUACUACAUGAUCCUGUCAGGAACAGUGAAACUUUAAUGGCAGAUUUUGGUGAGAGUGCAAUUGGAAGAGUUGCUCCAGUUGAUUCUGGAUUCUGGUGGAUUAUAUUGCUUAGGGCAUACACAAAAUCUACAGGAGACGCUUCCUUGGCUGAAUUGCCUGAAUGCCAGAAGGGUAUGCGCUUAAUUCUGAGUUUAUGUCUUUCUGAGGGAUUUGACACUUUCCCGACUCUUCUCUGUGCUGAUGGAUGCUGUAUGAUUGAUCGCAGAAUGGGUGUUUAUGGAUAUCCUAUUGAAAUUCAAGCACUUUUCUUUAUGGCUUUAAGAUGCGCUUUGCUUUUACUUAAGCAAGAUGAUGAAGGGAAGGAGGUUGUAGAACGAAUAGUUAAACGCCUUCAUGCCUUAAGCUUUCACAUGAGAAGUUAUUAUUGGCUAGACUUGAAGCAGCUUAAUGACAUAUAUCGAUAUAAAACAGAAGAAUACUCGCACACGGCGGUCAACAAGUUUAAUGUAAUACCUGAUUCUCUUCCAGAAUGGAUUUUUGAUUUUAUGCCAACUCGUGGUGGUUACUUCAUUGGGAAUGUCAGUCCCGCCAGAAUGGAUUUCCGUUGGUUUUGCAUGGGCAAUUGCAUUGCAAUUCUAUCAUCCUUGGCAACCCCUGAACAGUCCAUCGCAAUUAUGGAUCUUAUAGAAUCACGAUGGGAGGAAUUGGUUGGAGAAAUGCCACUAAAAGUUUGUUAUCCAGCAAUAGAAAGCCAUGAAUGGCGGAUUGUAACAGGAUGUGACCCAAAAAAUACAAGAUGGAGUUACCACAAUGGUGGAUCUUGGCCAGUGCUUUUAUGGCUCCUCACUGCCGCAUGUAUCAAGACCGGACGCCCUCAGAUUGCAAGACGUGCCAUUGAACUUGCUGAAACCAGGUUGCUAAAAGACUACUGGCCUGAAUAUUAUGACGGAAAGCUUGGUCGAUACAUUGGGAAGCAGGCCCGUAAAUUCCAAACUUGGUCGAUUGCUGGUUACUUGGUUGCGAAGAUGAUGCUUGAAGAUCCAUCUCAUCUGGGCAUGAUAUCACUCGAGGAAGACAAACAGAUGAAGCCCCUACUCAGAAGAUCAAAUUCAUGGGCUUUCUGAUGCUAUUUAUCUUCUUUUUCUACUUACCCACCUAUGGCCUGUUCUAUAACGAUGGAAGGACAGGGCUAAUUGAAGCUUUCCACCUUUUCCUUUUAACUCCCAGGUUCCCUCUAAUAAGACAUUUGUAGUAUGUAGUAUGUGUUCUUUCUUUUGCUUAUCUAAACUGACAUGAUACAUUUGUUCUUUCUUCUCCA
This is a messenger RNA of Alnus glutinosa, 2372 nucleotides long. Its product is annotated as probable alkaline/neutral invertase B. Gene Ontology annotation, molecular function: sucrose alpha-glucosidase activity; endo-alpha-N-acetylgalactosaminidase activity. The record is from RefSeq and is a predicted model, not a curated record. The transcript is spliced from 5 exons. Gene Ontology annotation, biological process: sucrose catabolic process. NCBI's taxonomy places the organism in Eukaryota, Viridiplantae, Streptophyta, Magnoliopsida, Fagales, Betulaceae. The coding region runs from base 463 to 2178 and encodes 571 amino acids.